AUGAAGCUCCUGGUGGUCUUACUCGCGUCGAUAGCAUUGUGUGCUGGAAGUGCAAUUCCCCAGAUCCCAGGGGAUAACAGCCACUAUGUCGAAGGCGAGAGCCGCUAUAUUUGGAUGCCCGAUGGGGAGGGUAAACCUCACUUAGUAGACCUUCAAGCUCCACCUGACAUGGAAAUGCUGAAAACCAGGAACGGAGCCAAUAACCAAUACCGUCUGUUCACAAGGAACAACCCUACCAGUGCUCAAAUCAUCACAAACGGCAACGCUAACUCCAUUCACAACUCCAACUGGCGGUGGGGUAGACCCAUCAAAGCCGUCGUUCACGGAUGGAACAGCAACGGAAACAGUCAAGUCAACACCCUCAUUACCGCAGCGUUUUUGGCGGCCGAUGACUGCAACGUCAUUGUCGUCGACUGGAGCGGAGCAGCCAGUGGUCUUUACACCACCUCCGUGAUGGCUGUCCCAGGCAUUGGUCAAUUCCUCGGCAACUUCAUGCAAUGGGUCCUAAACACUGUUGGUGGAAACUGGUCUCAGGUCCAUCUUGUCGGUCACAGCUUGGGAGCUCACAUUGUGGGUAAUGCUGGUCGCCAAGUUGGUGGACAACCAUGGAGAGUGACAGGAUUGGAUCCCGCUGGUCCUCAAUGGGGUGGUAACUCUAACGCUUUGAACCGCAACUCCGGAGUUUACGUCGAAUCCAUCCACACUGACGGCGGUCUCCUGGGUAUCAUGGACCCAAUCUCUGACGCCGACUUCUACCCCAACGGUGGAAGGAAUCCUCAGCCUGGAUGCUGGGUCAGCACCUGCUCUCACAGCCGCGCCUACGAGCUGUUCGCCUCCAGUGUCAGAACUAACCACUUCGUUGGAAGACUCUGCUCAAACUUCAACCAGGCUCAGAACAACCAGUGCAGCGGUAGUGCUCUGAACAUGGGCAACAAUAUUCUCUCAAAACGCGGCUCCGGACUUUAUGGUCUCUCUACUGGAAACAGCUGGCCUUUCUAAUCUAUAAAUAACGUAUUAUUG
Molecule: messenger RNA, 1020 nt
Organism: Aricia agestis (brown argus)
Lineage: Eukaryota; Metazoa; Arthropoda; Insecta; Lepidoptera; Lycaenidae
Product: pancreatic triacylglycerol lipase-like
Exons: 5
Coding region: 1-999 (332 amino acids)
Biological process (GO): lipid metabolic process
Molecular function (GO): lipase activity
Source: RefSeq, a predicted model, not a curated record